Molecule: messenger RNA, 3341 nt
Organism: Apis cerana (Asiatic honeybee)
Lineage: Eukaryota; Metazoa; Arthropoda; Insecta; Hymenoptera; Apidae
Gene: nord
Product: neuron derived neurotrophic factor nord
Source: RefSeq, a predicted model, not a curated record
CUCAGCGUGGUUUCCCAAGCCGGCAGCAGCCUCGCUCGCCGACUGGCAUCGUCUACCGUUCGGCACACAGUCGAACUCGUUCGCCACUGGACGACGGACGUCGCGGCGUCGCCGUCGCCCUUUUCCAUCCAGCGGCAAAUUAUUCUUCUCUUUCCUCGUGCAAGAAAAAAGAAGGGAAAUCAUCGGCCAAGACGAUGCGUCACGCGUCACUCCGCUUCUUCCUCCUCGUAUUUGUGCCAGUGUACGCGCGGCAGGCCACCGGUUGCGCUUUCUGCGAGACACUGUCUCAGCAACAGUUGCAGCUGCGCCAGCUACACCAAUUGUCUCAGCAACAGCAGCAGCAACAGCAACAGCAGCAGCAGGGGUACAAGACGAUCGGCAGCCCGAGGCCUUUCGGCGGGGAGAAACCGACAAGGGUGCAGGAGUUCAACAGGACCGGCGUGCUACACCCCGAGUAUCAGAUACCGGCCACCCUUCGACCCGGUAACGUGUCUCAAUUUUAUUAUCUGAGUCCACGUGAAGGACCACCUCUCACGUUACUCGUUAGUCCUUGUAGUGGACCGAUAUCAUGGACCGUCAGUUACGUUGAACCACCAGAGAACGCUGAAGAAACAGAUGGAGCAAAAUCUCAAACACGAUGGCCUGUGAAAAGUUUGAAGCCAGGUUCCCCCCUUUUCUCGUAUGAAGGUGAGGAGGAUCAGAAUUUCACGAUAUCGAAGACACGCGCUGGCCUCUAUUGGUUCGAAAUUAAAUCCGUGCAUCCUCCUGGUGCCAAUUUGGAAAAAUUAUUACCAAGCACAGUGCUUUUGUACGCCACGUCAAGCAAUUUGAAUCACACCCUCCAACUGUACAUGAAUGAAAAAGAAAAUCGUCGUCGUUCGUUAAGAUUUCAGCAACGAAGAAGCAAACGUCGGCUUACAAUAUCUUGGAAUAAAAGCAACAUAGAUCCCCACCUCUCUCAUUAUUGUCUAGCUGUAACAUCAGGAUCUCAGCCUCAUCCCUUGACCCUUUGUGCGGCGCAAAAUGUUCUUCGUGUUCACCCACAUCCGAUGAAAGGAAGCUCUGCUUCCAAGGAACAGCAACACCGUGGCAUUCCGGAAGGGCUUCAUUGCGUGCGUCAAACAAAAUUGACGCUUCACAGGAUGAAGUACAACACUACGUACAAUUUUACAUUAUACGUGGUAAAUACACGAAAUAAUGUAUCGAAUCGUAUAGGAACUGAUACCAUAAAAUUUCGGAAAACAUCAGAGUUAAGAUUGCGCACUGGGCAUUAUAGCACAGCCAAUUUGCGUAAAACUGAUGGAUUUGUCAAUUUCUUUUAUCGUCCUCCAGCAAAUAUUUCGAGUACUUUUUAUAUUCUUCCUUGCGGUGGCGGCAUCGUUAGAGCAAAAUUAAGCGCUCCAGGAAUUUUAAGGGAAAAGGAGGUAAUAGGAUAUGCAUCAUUAAGGGUACCACCUUUAACUUCAGGGAAAGGAUACACAUUACGGAUAUCCGCUACACCACAAGAAUUAGUACGAGUAUCUGCCAUUAAAGUACUAGCUACCCAAGAAUCGUCUGUCAUAUAUCCACAGAUUCCCACGAGAAGCGUACCACGUGAAUACGGAUCCCUAAAAACUUGCCACGAGGUGACAGUAGGAGUAGAAUCAGCAGGUUCUGCCAAGUAUUGCAUCCUAGUGCGGGAAUUAAAGAGCGGCUCGUCUUUGGCCAGCAUGACAACUAUUCCAGACCAAUGUGGCCUUCAUCGUCGACGACGUUCCGAAUAUACUUUCGAGAUCUGCGAAGAGAAAGAAAAUCCGCCGAAAGAUCGAGCGCUUCCAUUCACUCUUAAGAGGUUGCAACCAGGAAAAGCUUAUCUUUUACAAAUCACAGCUCAAUUAAAAGGACAAUCUUUGUCUUAUCCUUUGUUAACUGUACGCACUCGACGUUCCUGUCUACCUUGAUAACUUUGAUUCUCAUCCAAGGAAAUAGGAAUAAUCAAUGAUGAUUUUUGAAAAACGAUCGUUUAAAUCGUUACAUUAUAUUUAGAUCUUUUAUAUUUGUCAUUUUUAAUAUUUAAUAUUUUUCCUUUCUCGUUUAUGGUUGAAUGCAUUAAAAAAAAUCAAAGAAUUACUUAUUUAUUAAUGUUUGUCUUUUGAUAAAUGGGUAACUCUUUCGUGCAUUAGAACAAAAUGUAACUAAAAAAAAAUUUUGAUUUAAUAUCAAUUCAAAUCUUACGAUCUUUAGAAUCCCACAAUUUUUCAAAUCUAUGAAAAAAUCCAAAAUGUUUAGGGUUUUUUAUGGAUUUUUAUAAAAUUUUUUAAUAUAAAUAAUUUUAAAUAUUUCAGGUAUUUCUAAAAUCUUGUGUAUUAAGAUGAAAAUUAAAUAAUUUUAUUAAAUAUUUUUCGUUAUGAAUAAUGAAUGAAAAAAAAAAUUUUGUUAACAAUUCAAACUUAAAAAAAAAUUUUACAAGAUAGAAAUUAUUUCGAAAUAUCUAUUUGUAAAACGUUUUAUUCCUCUUCUAAAGGGAAUUUAAAGAAUCUCGCUAACUAUUACUCGCAUAAGAUUUCAAUUAAUGAGAUUUCUGUUUAAAUGCAUUUUAUUUAAAACAUACUUUUUCACUUCACUAAGUAUAUUUCAGUUGAUUAACAUCGAUCGCAAAUAGAUAAAAAAAUUCCUAAUGUUACCUAAUGAAGAGAAUUAUCCUAAGGAAAUAUUAUGUAUAUAAUAAUAAAAAUAUUUCUAUUUUUGAUAGUUCUCUUAAUUCGAAAGUUUAUUAACAAAUUUAUUUAAAUAACCAAGACUUAGAUAUGAAUAUCGAUUGAUGCACUUUCAAAUUCUAUAAAUUAUUAAAAUACUUUCAUUUCAUCGUUUUUAUAGUCAUUAAAAAUUAAAUUCAUCUGUUUAUAGUUCAUUUUAAAAUUAUUCCGAAUAAUAUUUAUAUUCGAAAAUAAUAUUUAUCGAUAUCUAUACUAUAAGCGAAUUAAUAUGUUUAAUAUCCGUUUUAUAUAAAAAAAUAUUUUUUUUUUAUUAUGGAAAAAUCGUUACUCCAUUUCGAGGCUAAAUCUAGUCUAGAUUUACAAGCUAUAACUCAAUAAUAACAUUUAUUUGAAAUUUAUAUAUUUUUUUUUAAUUUAAGAAACUGUUUUACUUUUAUUUUUGCAACAAGCAUAUUCAACAAUAAUACUGUUUGAUGUAGAUACAAUUUACAUUCACAUUGUAAAUAAAACGUUACCCUAACCAAAUGUGACAUACAAAAACGAACCAUAGAAUUAUAUAGCACGGUGCUAAUGAUAUAUGUACUGUGUAAUUAGCUGCGAUUUACUUUUAUAUCGUUAAUAUUAUGAAUUUAUAAUAUUUGUUUA